AUGAUCCUACUGGCCCACGGGGCGCAAAAGGACGGAGCGCUUGCGAUCUAUGUCGACACCGAAAGAUCCGCUGUGAUAGAAACCAACCAGCCUGUGAGAAUUGUCAUCUUGCAGGACUACCAUGUACAUUCUCUCAACCUGUAUCCCAGCAUCGGAAAAGUACCCGACAAGCUUGCCGAGACCAAAGCUCGGGUUCGGGAAUUAGAGGCGACCCUGCUCGGACUUAAAGAAUCCACAAAACAAAGCCACAAAAGGCUAGCUAUCCCUUCUCCGAGUAGAAGCUCUUCCCCGGUGUCGCCUAGACCCCUCUCGGAAGCAUCCUUAUCUUAUUUGCCCGAUACUCGUGAUUUCGAUACCGCGUUGGCAGCUUUCCAAUGGCACAUCUCGUAUUGUGGGCUCGGGAGUGCUCUUUCGACGCAAAGGACAGCUUUUUACUCUCUCAUUCAAGAGCAAACAGGUCGUACAUUCGAUGUGGAUGUCUUUGCUCAAGAGGUCACGCAAUCUUUUAAUUCACAACAGCUCAUGUCGACAAAGAAGGUGAUUGGGAUCAAAUGGCCAGGGUCUGCUCUAGUCCAACGGUGUUUGGAGCAUUUUGAUAGAAAUGGUCUCUAUUCUAUAUUUCCAAUUAUCGAUGUUGAGGCCGUGCAGAUUCUACUCAAUGCAAAUGUCUUAGAACGGCCUCCAAACAUGACUCGUGCUGCGAAUCGGGCUUGUCUGGUUGCUUUUGCGGCAAUGAUCACCCAUAUCCACCGCCAUGAGCCAGCUUUCGCCGGCGCUGACCCGGAUGCUUAUUUGCAAGCAGCGCUAACACUCCUCCCUGAAAUGUUACUGGAGCCCCCUGAUUUAAGAACCUUGGAAGCGGUGACAAUAUUAAUGCUCUAUAUCGCCCCUCUUGGCAGACCUCAGGCAGCAGAACUACUUCUUGGGAUCGCAGUGCAGCUCAUCUAUAACCUCGGGGCAAACAGAAUACAAACCCCCAAUGAGAUACACAGGACGGAUCAGCGUAGUCAACAUCUCCGAGCUUUGUUCUGGCAUUGCUAUGCCGUCGACAAAGAAUUCUCUAUCCGAAAAUCUCAGCCACCCUUGAUAAACGAUGCCGAUUGCGAUUUAGAUCUACCUACGACAUAUGCCCAGGAAACCUCAGAACGCCACUUCUACAUGAAGCCCUUGUCAUCCAAGGAGCUUCUUUUCCCUUCGGACCUCCGCUUUUCUCUGCUCAAGUCCAAGAUCUUCCGGUUACUUUAUUCAAGUGACAGUCAGACACUACCGGAGGCUAGGCGCAUUCAAUAUAUCCGUGAACUAGACCAAGAACUAAGUGACUUGAAGCUGGGUUAUCCCGCCGACUGCCGCCCGGAGGUGUUCGCCACCGAGAGCGCACCGGACUAUCUGUUCCACGAUCUCAGUAUCCGCGGUGUGAAUAUCCAUUUGGAAUAUUACUACUGCCUGGGGAAGAUCCACGGAGCGAGUAGCUCUUCUAAGAUACCUUCUCCGCAGAGCUGGUCGCCUCUCCCAUCUAGUGCAGAGCUGUGCUUUGAAGCUGCAAGGUGUUCGCUGAUCUACAUCUGGCGAGUCCGCCAAUUCGUUAACCAGCAUACAUUCUGGCUUCACGCGCAGUUUCUCCUCACGGCCGUUCUCUCGGUCUUCUGGUAUCUCAUCACGGUUCCAGCUUCAUCUACUUUCACAAGGGAUCUCAAGACCUUGGAGGAUAUCGCUGAGCUCUUGGCUCACCUCGGUAAAUCGACGGAUGACGGGCAGACUUACCCACCGUUUUAUCUAGCGCAGGCUUUUGUUGAGAGGUUGGUCUCGCUGGCGCGGCAUUCGCGGCCUAGGGUUGAGGGCACAUAAUGGGAUUGCUCAAUAAUUUCAGUCAAUUUUCUCUUGAAGGUGGUCAUUUUGUAUACACAAACAAUGCUAGUAUAGUAUACUCUGUGACUCG
Molecule: messenger RNA, 1936 nt
Organism: Penicillium samsonianum
Lineage: Eukaryota; Fungi; Ascomycota; Eurotiomycetes; Eurotiales; Aspergillaceae
Product: fungal specific transcription factor domain-containing protein
Exons: 5
Coding region: 1-1845 (614 amino acids)
Biological process (GO): DNA-templated transcription
Molecular function (GO): zinc ion binding; DNA binding
Source: RefSeq, a predicted model, not a curated record